UGAAGAUCUCCCGGUGCUCCUCACAUCGCCGUCCAACCCCAGGCUCGGUGACGGUGGAAGGCGAGCCUCUUUAGCUAAGUAUCGUUAGCGUUUCAGAUGUGACUAGAUUGGGCUGCUGUACUGCUGUGGUGCCUUCAUGGACCCGUGACAAGUUUGACUGGAUUGCCAUUUUCCCAUCUACUUGUAGCCUACUGCUUUUGACCCGCGCUCUAUUGAAUGUUGAGACACCAUGAUCCAGCUGGAGGAGGACGACUGCGCAUCCCCAGUAGACACCAUGGAUACCAAAAGGCACUCCGCUGAAAGGUGACCUGCAGACACUUCACCUCCCCAAAACAUUUGAAUAUGCCAGGACAUAACAAUGAGCUCCAACAUCACAGACCCUGAUCUCUUCCUAACUGCAAACACCUCACUACCAGCAGCUGGAGCCUAUCCACAAUCCAAUGCUCUCCACCAAGGAGGUAGUGGAUUAGGACCAUGGAUGGUUUUACAUUUGAAUACUCCGGUUGAAAAUUCCUCUUCCAUCAUCAAUCUCUUAAACUACACCGCAGACUCCCAAAAUAAAAACGUAACUGAGUCCCAUGGUCCCUCGGGUGGCCAUCCUUUAUGGCAGGUUGUACUCAUUGUCUUGCUGACAGGCAUGCUGUCAUUGGUCACCGUCAUUGGCAACAUCCUGGUGGUGGUAUCCUUCAAGGUUAACCGCCAGCUCAAGACGGUCAAUAACUACUUCCUGCUGAGCUUGGCUGUGGCUGACCUCAUCAUAGGGAUCAUCUCCAUGAACCUCUACACCGCUUAUCUUGUGAUGGGCUACUGGGCCAUGGGCAACUGGGCCUGUGAUAUGUGGCUGGCUAUAGACUAUGUGGCCAGCAAUGCAUCAGUCAUGAACCUACUGGUCAUCAGCUUUGACCGCUACUUUUCAAUCACCAGGCCUUUGACCUACAGGGCCAAACGGACCACAAAGCGAGCUGGGAUUAUGAUCGGCCUAGCCUGGUUUGUUUCCCUUGUUCUGUGGGCUCCAGCCAUCCUACUAUGGCAGUUUUUUGAGGGUCAAAGGACAGUACCCUCAAAUGAAUGCUACAUUCAGUUCCUCACAGAGCCUACUAUAACUUUCUGCACAGCUAUAGCGGCUUUUUACCUGCCUGUGACGAUAAUGAGUGUUCUCUACUGGCGUAUUUACCAGGAGACCCAAAAUCGCUCAAAGGAGUUAGCUGAGUUGCAGGGUUCAGGAAGUCGUGGUGGGAUAGGAGGAAGAGGCGGGAAUGGUGGGGGUGAGAGAGCCCGUUUUGUCCACCAGACAGGAAGUUCUAGAAGUUGCAACAGCUAUGAGCUGACCAGGUUGUCCCGGAGAAAAAGCACAUGUCGGGAGCUGGUUGGCCACUUCCGCUGCUGGCCUGGGGUUCGUUCUUGGAGGCCUGGUAGUACCCGGCAGGGGGAGGCUGAUCCAGACCAGAGCAGCAGUGAUAGCUGGAACAACAAUGAUGCUGCAAUCUCGUUGGACCAUUCUGGGUCUUCAGAGGAAGAGGAUUGCGGGGGGAAAGAGAUGAUUUCCCAGAGUCAUGCUAUUUUCUCUAUUGUUCUCAGCUUGCCUGGUAUAAAAGCUGCUGUCAACUCCCAACUCACCUCAUGUGAGGAUCUGGAUGCAGCGUCAGAGCAGGAUCCCCUCAGGGGAGCAGAGUUUAACCAAGACAGCCUGUCAACAGUCACCACCAACACCACUUCCGCCACUACGCCCGAUGGAGGAACCAGUUCAGAAAAUAGCUACCACCAACGCUUCUGCUCACGCAAGAUUAAGUCAAUAACUACCCUGCAGGGCACUUCAAACCAAGUCUUAGAUGGUUCUCUAACAACUACCACCACUGUCACUGACAGUUCUACUACCAGCACCACCACCAAAUCCCCCUCUGUCCCAAUGUCUUUUAAAGAGGCAGCUCUGGCAAAACGUUUUGCAUCCCGAGCUCGGACUCAGAUCACCAAGAGGAAGCGCAUGUCCUUAGUAAAGGAGAAGAAGGCAGCUCAAACUCUCAGUGCCAUUCUCUUUGCAUUCAUCAUCACAUGGACCCCGUACAACAUCAUGGUACUGAUCAAUGCCUUCUGUAAAGUGUGCAUCCCGGAGACCCUAUGGGCAGUAGGGUACUGGCUGUGUUACGUCAACAGCACAGUCAACCCCAUGUGCUAUGCCCUGUGCAACAAGACUUUCCGUACAACCUUUAAAAUGAUACUGAUGUGCCGCUGGGACCAGAAAAAAAGGAGGAAGCAGCAGUUUCAACAGAGGCAGUCAGUGGUAUUCCACAGGAGGAUUCCCAGGGAGUCCACGUAAAGGAAGUUUGGAUGGUUGAUAACAUGGAAUCAAAAGAUUUAAUAUAGGACAAGGAAAAGACAGAAGCAACCAUUUAGUUGUAUCUGUGGAGUGUAGUUGCUUAGAGAUCCUUAAUGUGUUUUUCUGCUGGUAUGUCAAGCACAGCAUCUCCAUGUGGUGGUCUUUAGAUAUGUGUUUGUGUUGGUGCAUCCAUUUAGCAAAGCUACAGUUGCGUAAAGGGCUGUGUAGGUUGAGAUUCAGAGAUGAAAACUUUCCCUCUGUCCUUAAAUAACUCUUUAUCAUGUCACUUUCAUGCAGUCUAAAGAAAAUGAACUAAGUGGAAAACAAUAGAAAAGGGCUUUAAAAUGCAUUGCAGGAGCAUUUUGAAAGUGCAAUUGACACAGAGUGAAAGGAUCUUUGUUAUAGGGUUGGGGAUUCACAUUUCCUAUCAUUUGUCAUUGUGGGUAACUAGAUAUGUUAAAUGCAGAAUGGUUUUGCAUUUCAAACAAAACUCAUUAUUUGUAAAACUCCUGAAAGCCAAGACAAAAACUAUUUUAAGUUCACAGGCUUUGUCAUUAUACUGAUUUGACCUGCCACCGUCUUGACUGGCAUGUGUUUUUAUCAGAACUUCUGUAUAUUGCCUUUCUACAUGGAUAUAGCUUUCCUAUGUCUGAUGAAAUAUAAAAGUUCUUGAAUUGUGUAUUUACUUUCAGUCAAAAGAGAUCUGUUAUUUUUGUGAUAAUCUUUUUUUGUUUUUUAGAUAUUCCUGAGAUUUUGAGCCAGUCUGAAAAUAAUAAUUCUGAUGAAUUGAGUUGUGAAUAUUUUGUGUGGCACCACAGUCAGUGAACUGCUGUUGUGUUCAAUGUUAUUAUUGUGGUUUUUAUGGUGGAGACAAUGAGUGCAUUGGUUGUGUUUUAUGUACUUGCAGUUCUCUGUCAAGAGUAAUGAUUAUACAUUAAUGAUAUUCUAUUUGUGUACAUUUGGAUAUUUCUGACUUGAUACUCAAUAAUUGAUUACAAACACAAAGAUGUUCAUUUAGAAAGAUGUGUGUUUUGAUUUUACACAAUCUCUUAGAUUUCUACAAAACGAUACAUCUAAGGAACAUUAUGUAAAGGCCACCCAUCUUUGAUAUAGUAGAGCAAUGGCAGGCUCUAGUGGCUUGAGAAUGAUCUGUUGUCUAGGCUUGUAUUUCUGUCAACUUCUACAGUCCAGCAUCACUCCCAUUCUGCCAAUAUGUGUGCACGUAGUUGGGCAAAGAUUAUUUAUAUGUUAAGCCUUUAUGGCUUAUAGUUAAUACAUUUCUAGAUA
Molecule: messenger RNA, 3601 nt
Organism: Etheostoma cragini (Arkansas darter)
Lineage: Eukaryota; Metazoa; Chordata; Actinopteri; Perciformes; Percidae
Gene: chrm3a
Product: cholinergic receptor, muscarinic 3a
Exons: 3
Coding region: 359-2314 (651 amino acids)
Biological process (GO): G protein-coupled receptor signaling pathway, coupled to cyclic nucleotide second messenger; regulation of vascular associated smooth muscle contraction; adenylate cyclase-inhibiting G protein-coupled acetylcholine receptor signaling pathway
Cellular component (GO): plasma membrane; synapse; dendrite
Molecular function (GO): G protein-coupled serotonin receptor activity; G protein-coupled acetylcholine receptor activity
Source: RefSeq, a predicted model, not a curated record